CGCUAAUGAAGGACAUUAAAAUCUGCUGGCUCUACCGCGUUAGAAACCAGUCAGAUGUCUUUUAUAUACAAGGCUGUUGUUGCAGCUGGGGAUAAAGUAGUUCCUACCCGACUAAGACCAUUGUGGAACCAUCCAGCAGGACCUAAAACAAUAUUCUUUUGGGCUCCCACUUUCAAAUGGCUCCUCGUAGCGGCUGGUUUAGCAGACAUUAACCGACCAGUAGAAAACGUCAGUCUAUAUCAGAGUACGGCGCUUGCAGCAACAGGCCUAAUAUGGUCUCGUUAUUCAGUUGUCAUCAUCCCUAAGAACUACAACCUACUAAGCGUAAAUGCCUUCGUAGCUCUAACUGGUUUAUAUCAAGUGGGGAGACUUGCCAAACAUCAUUAUUCCCAAUAAAACAGAAUUAUGUAUGCUCAAUACAGUUGAUUUAAACCUACUCAGUUAACCGCAUACGCAAGCGUAUGUGAUAUAUAAUAAUAGAUGAAUUCAUUAGUAGUUACACAAACUUUAUGAGUCUUGUGCAUUAGGUAAGGUAAUCUUGUCUUUUGAUCUAAGUAUUCUGCAAAACUGAAUAAAAUUUCUUUUGAAACUGUUUUUAGUUGUUUAUACUUAUGAGUUGGAGAAAUCUUGAGACAACGUAUUUAUUCAGUUUGUGACAGAAAUAUUUUCCAAGGUAAUUCAACUUUCAUCAACAGGCUUGUCGAUUUAUUAUAAGUUGGAAAUAGCCAGUCUCAGUCUAGAGCUUCUCUAGCAUUUUUUUGAUGUCAUGAAGCUACAAAACAGUGCUGAAUCUUGGAUUUUCAUGACACUUUUUAGAUUGCCUUGAUUAACUUUUUGGUUUAAAAUUGUUUAUAAGGCAGUCCACCGUAUCUAAUUUGUCUGGUUCAUUUAGACUUCCAGUUUUACUGAUCACUUAAGAAGAUUGAUUGAAUACAGUUUACGAAUAUUCAUUUAUUUAUUACUCAAAUAAAUUUCAGACACUUCUGCUUUAUUCCUUUAGAAAUUCCUGGUGAGAUCUUUCAG
Heterobilharzia americana is the source of this 1023-nucleotide messenger RNA. Lineage: Eukaryota; Metazoa; Platyhelminthes; Trematoda; Strigeidida; Schistosomatidae. The record is from the annotation of a GenBank genome assembly.